UAUUGAACAGCAGUUGCUUAGGGGCCUUUACAUUAAUCGGCAAGAUGGCGGCGUCCAGAGUGCAAGUGCUGUCCCUUUACAAAGCGAUGCUUAAUGCGAGUCAGAAAUUUCCCUCCUAUAAUUACAGGACCUAUGCCAUCAGGAAGGUAAGAGAUGCCUUCAGAGAGAAAAAGCAUGUGAAGGAUCCCAAAACCAUUGAAGAUUUGGUAGACAAGGCUAGAGAGAACCUAGCAAUCAUUCAGCGGCAGGUUUUAAUUGGCCAGAUGUACGCUACCAAGAUGACUGUGAUUGAAGACAAGAGAGAGAGAAAAGUGCAAUGAAGAACAUGGACAUGAAAAUCAUUGGCAUUCCUCCGUUUGCAGUCAACCUUCAUGAAUACAAUUAAAAAAUCCCUCUCUGUGCAAAGCUGUUGGAUAUCUCAAAAUGAAUUGAUCAACUUUCUUUAGUAUAUACAUCCUUGACAGAAAGAUGCAUACCACAUUAAAACAGUGUUUAGUGUUGAUGCUCCAUUAAAAAGAUAUUUCAAUCAUAA
Messenger RNA from Erpetoichthys calabaricus (reedfish), 532 nucleotides. RefSeq names its product LYR motif-containing protein 4 (gene lyrm4b). The record is from RefSeq and is a predicted model, not a curated record. The coding region runs from base 45 to 320 and encodes 91 amino acids. Gene Ontology annotation, biological process: iron-sulfur cluster assembly. Lineage: Eukaryota; Metazoa; Chordata; Cladistia; Polypteriformes; Polypteridae. The transcript is spliced from 3 exons. Gene Ontology annotation, cellular component: L-cysteine desulfurase complex; mitochondrion.